Messenger RNA from Gadus morhua (Atlantic cod), 3866 nucleotides. Its product is annotated as putative beta-lactamase-like 1. The record is from RefSeq and is a predicted model, not a curated record. NCBI's taxonomy places the organism in Eukaryota, Metazoa, Chordata, Actinopteri, Gadiformes, Gadidae. Bases 318 to 2141 code for a protein of 607 amino acids. The transcript is spliced from 8 exons.
CACCAACAGCAUCAAAACCUGCACAUUGCAAAUACACAUCAAUGACAUGCACACUCAUCCAGAGGUAGGGGUGGGUGUGCCUGGUUUUAGCGUGUGCGUUGCCAGAUGUUUGUUUGCCAUGGCCGCCGUGCUUAAUCCAAAACACGGAGGCAGCGGCGAGCAGGAUUUAUGUGCGGCCAUGAAGCCGCCAUCUGUCGGCUACACUGUGCGUCCGAACGCAGACAGCGACAGCAGGAGCAGCGCGGACCUCUGGGCGCCUCCAGUCAGCCGGACCCGGAACGCUGGGCUCACAGAUCCAGAGCAGGCCUGGUGCCAUCAUGGGGAAGAUGGGCAGUAAAGUGCUGACCGAGGCCUCUGUGGACGGAGCGCCGCCCCAGCCCCCCCCACCCGCCCCUGUAGCUGCUGUUAAGUUUGAGGAUCUGACCAAGACCAAGCAGAUGAAGGUGAAGUUGACCCAGCUGGGGCUCGUCUUCUUCCUGCUCCUCUCUCUGGUCAUGACCGGCUGCUUCCUGUGGCAGUACCAGCUGCCCAAGCUCCAUGCAGACGCGGGACUGGGUCGUAACUCCCGAGCGGAGGAGAUGUGUCCCCGGUACCCGGAGCCGCGCCCCCUGGAGCACCCCAUCCCCAUUCUGAAGGAAUCGCUGGAGAAGGUGGACGCGCUCCUCCGCCAGAGCGUCAACGCCGUCAGCCUGCCCGCGCUGUCCGCCAUCGUCAUCUUCAACGACACUGUGCUGUGGACCGGCAACUUCGGGAAGAGGAACCGGACGGACCCCCUCUCCGGCCCCCCUAACGAGUACACCAUCUACAGGAUCGCCAGCCUCUCCAAGAUCUUCCCCACGCUGAUGCUGUACAAGCUGUGGGAGGACGGGCGCAUCGGCUCCCUGGACGACCCCCUGGAGAAGUACAUCGAGAACUUCACCAUCAAGAACCCGCUGGGGAGGAUGCGGGACUCUGAGCUGAAGUACGUGACGGACGGGUUGAUCUUCCUGGACAGCGGCGAGGUGUCGAUCCGCUCCUCCUCCGUCACGCUGAGACGGAUGGCGAGCCAGCUCUCAGGACUCCCGAGGAGGCUGCGAGCCACCAGCCUGCUCUGGAAGGGGAAAACCCAUUCGGCCCUCAAUCUGCUCCAGGACGAUGUGCUGGUGGCCGACCCGGGCACCAAGUGUCACUACAGCAACCUGGCCUUCUCCCUGCUGGCCCACACCAUGGCGGAGCGGGUCCUGGGCGUGGACUACCAGCGCUGGGUCAUGGACAACGUCCUGGAGCGGCUUGGCAUGGAGGACACGGGCUUCGACCUCGGCCCCGGGCUGCAGGCCCAGCUGGCCGUGGGCGUGUACUCCAGCGGCCAGCCCGCGCCGCUCUACGACCUGGGCUGGUACCGGCCCUCGGGGCAGAUGUUCUCCACGGCCGCGGACCUGGCCAAGCUGGCCAUGAUGCUGCUGGGGACGUACCACCGCAAGCUCCUGGAGCCCGACACCCUGAAGAUCAUGCUCACGCCGCUGUUCCGCUGCGAGAAGGACUACUUUGCCAACCGCACCGGCACGCCGUGGGAGGUGAACGAGCAGCUGGGCUACGAGGUGGUGCGCAAGGACGGGGACCUGGACGGCUACUCGGCCACCUUCUCCCUGGUGCCCCGGCUGAAGCUGGGCCUGGUGGUGCUGAUGGCCGGGGCCCGGCCGGCGGGGCAGGACCUGGUGGCCCAGACCUACGGCCUCAUCGUGCCCGCCCUGGAGAGGGCCUUCCGCGAGGCCAGGAAGGGGCUGUCCCCGCCCCCCAACCCGGAGGCCUACGUGGGCUUCUUCACCUACGGGAACAUCACCUUCUACCAGAUCCGGGCGGGCCCCGACGGGGUGCUCAGCAUGCAGCAGUUCGGGCCCCAGAUCGAGGAGCUGAUCCCGGAACGCUACCGAACCAUCAAGCUCAACUACCUGGUGGAGCGGGUGUUCCGGGUGGUGUUCGAGAAGGAGUACCCCUGCGUGCUGCGCGUGAGCACCGCCUCGGUGUCGCUGGAGGCCCAGGACGGGCAGCUCUUUAACUUCUACACGCUGGACCGCCGGGGGCUGUCCCCCGGGUUCGACGCCCCGGGACUCAACACGUACAACGUGGUUCGAAUUGCGCGGAAACCCUCCUUCUCCAGCUAGGCACGGCGCUGCCGCCACCGUCCGGUCGCUGGGAUUGACUCCAGCAGAGGGGCAGACGGAUCUGAGCAGCUGAGAACGGGACCUCCAGGACCUUCAGGAAGCCUCUACGGAGCAGGAGGACAAUGGGAAGCGAGGCGCGGUGAGGAACGGGAGACGCGUUGUGCUGACCUUUAUUCGUGAAGUCUGUUGUACAGAAGAUCAAUUUAUUUAUUUUGUGUAAAGAAAUGACCCAUGUCAAACGCCGUCGAUCAGUUUGAUAUAUCACUUAUACAUACUGGUAUUUUAGGGAUGCACUGAUAUAAAUGUUUGAUGUACAAUAUUGUAUCAGUAGAUGUGGGUAAAUUGCUGAUAUCAAUCGCCAUACACAAAAAUGUCUCUGUUCAUAAGAACCAAAACACAGACGGCGUCAAGCAAUAAUCAAUACUGGUAUCAGUCCACCAAUAUACUAAGAGGCCACCCCAGAUGUUGACUAUACCUGUGGUGAGUGUGUCUUGUCUUGCCUGCCUUUCAUAUGCUGUCUUUGCCGUAUGUAUACUCCUCUUCCCUUGUCAUGGUCAACAUGUUCCAUGGGUUUGCGUUACAGAAGCUCAGUGAUCCAAUGUCCUCAUUCAGCUGCAGAACCGGUCGCGGGUCGUGUUUCGUUCUGUUCGUCUGGUCCCUCAUUGGGGGGGAUCAGGCGUUGGGUCUGCAGGUGGACAUCAACAAGCUCGUCAUUGGAUGUUCUUUGUUCUGUUCCGGUAAUUUAUUUUGUACAGAUGGCAAAAUAAGGAACUAUGAGAUCCUUUCAUUAAUGUAAGUCUUUGUCGUCUUUGAUGCAAAUGCUAAUGUUUGGGUCAUGCUGCCGUGGCAACAGGAUGUUGCAAUAAACAACAGAGAUGGUGUGCCUCGCCUUUAUGUGUGAAAUACGUUGACAAUCAGUCGGCAGACGAACAGUCUGACUCAGCAGGAAUGAGACCACACUUUGUAAUCCCCAAGAGAAGAAUCCCCAACGACCUCGGUUGAAACGCAGAAUAUACUCUUUUAAUAGACGCCCAUACAAUGUGGGAGAAUGAAUCAAAAAGGCAAAGCUUCUCAAGCAAGAAUGGCUUUAAAAUAAAACACAACGGUGAAUUAAUCAGGACUGUAAAACAAAUGACACUUAAAAAUGUACGUUUGACGGACCAAAGUAUCAGAUUCAAAUGCAGUCGUCUGAACUGUGAAAUUGCGGUUGAGAUUGAAAAGUGUCAGACAAAUCCGGGCUAGAAUAAACAAUACAUAUGUUUAGGUUUAUUCAAUACUUAAUCAUGGCCAAUUAUGUAAUAAACUUUGGACCUAAAUAUCGUAUGUAAUGUCAAUAUAUUAUCGUAUGAUUUCAUUGCGGACAUAGCAAAACAAAUGUAAACAAUUGAACAAUUUAAACCUUAAUGUUAUCGUUCCUUUUACCUGUCUUAUGCUGACAGUGCUGAGUACAAGAGGCUCCACUGUGUAAAGACUUCAAUGAAAUAAAGCAACAGCACACUUUUUACCAACACAAUAAAGAAUGGCACGAAACCAGUUUAUUUUUAAGGCAUGAAAAGGAGACGAUGAAAAUGCACUUUGCAAUCGCAUCUGCCGUUGUCAUAUGCAGCUGUGAUUCAUAUUAUGUCCUCAUGGCCCUGCUGCACUGUGGUGAUCAUUGUAAACAAAUGGUGAUAAGUGGUCUGCUACUAGUGACACUUAAACAUUAGAGGAUCACCUGUACAGUAC